AUGCCCGUGCUUGCGACGACGAGGCUCAAGGAAGCAUAUGCAUCUCUCACAUCCUCAGCCGUCAAUGGCACCCAGAUCAAUGCCCCGCAGCGACGUACCGAGCUUCGAGGAGGACAAAACAGCUUGCUCAUCCUCUGCGCGCCCGACGUCGAUGCCAUAUGCGCGGCGCGUAUACUGACCACGCUCCUCAAGGAAGAUUGGAUUGCCUUUACGCUCGUGCCCGUCUCUGGCUGGUCGGAGCUCGAGCGCAUCAAUGUCGAGAGGAUAGAUGGCAAUCUCGACUUGCGCUCCAUCGUCCUCAUCAACUUUGGCGCGACGAAGGACUUGAUCGAGCUGGACGUCCUUUCGCCGUCACCUGGCGUCAGGAUACACGUCAUUGAUUCACAUAGACCCUACAAUCUCGACAAUCUGUUUUCAUUCAAGGUGCCGUAUCAAGAUGUCUUCAUCUGGGAUCAAAAUGAGGUAGCCGAUCUCGACGAGGAGCGAAGAGCAUUUGAAGCACUCGAUGCCGAGCCAGACUCCUCAUCGGAAGAGGAAGACGCUGACACAGACGAGGAGGAUCUCAAUUUCGCUCGACGUCGGCGCGAACGGUUGUCAGCGACAGCGCGCUCACCUAGCAGCUCUUCUCGGAGCAAUCUCUUCUCGGACAACGACGACGACGGCGGCGGCGGCGGCAGCGGCGGCGGCGGCGAUCAGGACGACGAGAGUGGCUUCAGCAGGAAGCGUAAAAGGCGGAGGAGUCGUCAGCCUUCAGGUCCAUCCGGCCUGUCCCUGCAAGACAAGAAACGCUAUCGCAAUACCAUCCGACGAUACUACGACUCUGGCACCUACUUUGGCUAUUCUGCAGCAGGUGUGCUCUAUGGCCUUGCCGUGCUGAAGGACCGCGCAGACAACGAAUUGCUAUGGCUUGCAAUUCUGGGUCUCACGUAUCAAUUCACAGCCGGCCUCGUCGACCGCGAGCGCUACGAGCGCUUCUCGGGCUUGUUCGGAGAUGAGGCUGCGAGACUGAAUCUUGGCGAGCAGCCUGCUAGCAGCAGCAAAACGGAUGACAGGGACAUCCGCGCCAGUCACGAGUUCCGAUUUAUGCUGCUUCGGCACUGGAGUUUGUACGACUCAAUGUCGCACUCAGGCUACAUAGCCAGUAAGCUCAGGCUAUGGCGAGAUCGCGGCAGGAAGAACCUGCAAGGUUUGCUUGCCAAAAUGGGUUAUUCACUCUCGCAAGCAAGACAAAGCUGGGUCCACAUGGAUAUGGACCUCAAGCGCGCACUACCCGCAAAGAUCGAGUCGAUCGCGCCUGAAUAUGAGCUUGACGAUCUAUCGUUUCCGUCUUUCUGUAGAUCCUACGGUAUGGCUGGCCCGCUAUCCGCUUCGGAUGCCGUGGAAGGGCUAGGCGCGCUGCUAGAGGUCUCUUGCGGCGUCAAGCUUGACUUUUCUGGCCUCGGCGGCCAAGCCGAAUGGGAUUCUUCAGUAGUCAGGGCAUGGAGCUACGGACGAUACGGAGAUUCCGAGACGGCGAGGGUGGACAAAGAGCACGUCCGAGCAGAAGCACCCAACAUACAAGCCGAGUCCGAUGAGCUUGCGCUCGUGAAGAUCAAGAGCAGCGCAUGGUGGGUGAGAAGCUUCUCAACCGCAUGGGAUGCAAUGGCCAAUGAAGGUCUGUUGCGGGCGUCGCUACCGUUGAGCAUGGCUCUUCAUCGUGCUAUAAUACGACAAGGGACUUCGCUGCUCGAGAAGAAAGCGAUCAAGAGCUUGACAGACUUUCGACUCGCAACAAUCAGCGAAGGCCCUGAUCUUUCGGUCUUUUCGCAUCCUGCGACGCUGUCAAGACUGGCGGUCUGGCUCAUUGACGCCAUUCGAGAUCUCAUGCAACAAGCGCGACCCAAUGCUGGCAAGGGUGGCAUCAAAUCCUUACCCUUCAUCUUGGCUUCGCUCGACGAGCGCUCGGACGCGUAUCUCGUGGUAGGCAUGACUGGAGCUGCCAACUUUGACAACGUCAAGAAAAACAAAUUCGGUCGAGCCUUCGAAGAUGCAGCUGAGCUGUCUGGCGCGACUGUUCAGCACGACGGCUUUGAAUCGAGCGUUAUACAGGUACCACGGGACGACCUGACACUCUUUCUAGAAAAGGUUCAUCUCAACAUGGCAACAUCGCGCAUCUAG
Molecule: messenger RNA, 2157 nt
Organism: Mixia osmundae IAM 14324
Lineage: Eukaryota; Fungi; Basidiomycota; Mixiomycetes; Mixiales; Mixiaceae
Exons: 8
Coding region: 1-2157 (718 amino acids)
Biological process (GO): DNA replication initiation; double-strand break repair via break-induced replication; mitotic DNA replication preinitiation complex assembly
Cellular component (GO): DNA replication preinitiation complex
Molecular function (GO): chromatin binding; DNA replication origin binding; single-stranded DNA binding
Source: RefSeq, a predicted model, not a curated record